Molecule: messenger RNA, 2327 nt
Organism: Misgurnus anguillicaudatus (oriental weatherfish)
Lineage: Eukaryota; Metazoa; Chordata; Actinopteri; Cypriniformes; Cobitidae
Gene: capn10
Product: calpain 10
Biological process (GO): proteolysis
Cellular component (GO): cytoplasm
Molecular function (GO): calcium-dependent cysteine-type endopeptidase activity
Source: RefSeq, a predicted model, not a curated record
UGUUGCAGGACAGGCUCCUCCGCCCCGGAUGUCGCGCUGUCCACCACAUGCGCGUCUUUCCGGUUAAAGGAUGGUUUGCUCUCUGAACCAGUGUUUAUGUUAAAUUUUGUAUUUUUUGAAUGUUUUAUCGACCGCCGAGUAGUGACAGUCGAUCUCUUAAAGGAUAUAACUUCGUCUUAAUGCAUAUGUGGUCAUGACUCAUGUCAUUCAAAACUACCAGCACUAUGUACAGCGGGUUAGCAGCAGCAUCCCAACCUAGCUGAAGAAACGGUUGCCAUGCAAACAGAGGCUGAGCACAAUGGGAUAUUUGUCGAUCCGAGCUUCCCCGCUGAUGACUCCUCCCUCUUCUGUGACUACACCACGCCCCUCUCCAGUGUGCUGGGCGAGGUCACAUGGCUCCGCCCACAGGAGAUCUGUGAGCAUCCUCAACUCUUCCCUGAUGACCCUGUUGAGGCAAACCCAAAGCAAGGCAUUCUGGGAGACUGCUGGUUGCUCUGUGCCUGCUCCAUGUUACUCAAGAACCAGCAUUUGAUGAACAAGGUAUUUCCACAGGAACAGCCUGUAUGGGGUGACAGUGGUUACCAUGGUGAUUUCCGGUUCUGCUUCUGGAGGAACGGGCACUGGAUAGAGGUACGAGUGGAUGACCGGCUGCCCUGUAUCAAUAGCACUCCCUGCUUCUCAAGAUGUCAGAGCCCCAGAGCAUUCUGGGUAGCACUGCUGGAGAAAGCUUAUGCCAAGUUACAUGGUUCAUAUGAGCGUUUGUGGGCGGGGCAAGUAUGCGAGGCCAUGGUGGACUUAAGUGGAACCAUAGCAGAACGAUGGAGUCUAAAAAGAAUGGAUUCACCACAACAGUCCAACAAAAUCCAGACUCAGGACAAUGAGAUGAGUCUAUUUCAACUGUCAGAGGAAAUGAAAAAGCGGUGUUCCAUCAGCUGCUCUGUCCACAGCGCAACCACUGGGGUCUUAGAGCUUGGCCAGUUUCACGCCAUGAGUGUGAUGGAGUGGACAAAUGCGAUAACAAAAACUGGUGAUCAAGUGCAGCUAAUCAGGAUUCGAAAUCCCUGGGGUAGGAGGAGUUGGGGCGGGACCUGGAAGGAGAGUGGAUCAGGGUGGAGUUGUUUAGAACCAUCAUGUGCUCAGGCUCUGCUUGGCCGUACGGCAGAGGGGGAAUUCUGGAUGGACGAGACGGAAUUCCUGCAGGAAUUUGAUGAGGUCACAGUGAGUUACCCAAUCAAUGAGGCAGGACACCUCCAGAGCAUUUACACAGGUGCUUUUCUAACCCACAGUCACCAGAUCGGAGGCCGCUGGGUCAAAGGUCACUCUGCAGGUGGUUGCCGUAACAACAGCACUUUUAGCACCAAUCCUAAAUACUGGCUGAAAGUGUGUGAGAGGGGAGAAGUGUUGCUGUCAUUGAUGCAGUAUGCAAUACCUGAACCACCAGCAGAGGGCAGUGUGAAGCAGCACCCAAACCUGCAGGCCAUUGCACUUCACGUGUGGAAGGUGGAGAUGAAGCGAUUUAACCUGAUGCAGACGGUCAGCAGCCCGCCCAUUUUGUCACGCACACAUGCGUACGAUCGUGAGGUCGUUUCACACACCCACCUGAGCUCUGGGUUUUACCUGCUGGUUCCUAGCACCUUCGUGCAGGGAGCUGAAGGACGGUUUCUUCUGAGAGUUCAUUCAUCCUGUAUGACCUCUCUUAGUGUGAUGAAAUCGGCGACUCCUUCCCAGCACUGUUCAGAAGGAGAGUGGGAGUCCAUCACCUCUUGUGGAUGUUGGAGUGUCGGUUCGACUGCUGGAGGAGGUCGCAACUUCCCCACACAUGGGCGCAACCCCCGCAUACCCCUCUCUGUGACCUAUGACCCUGGAGGGAACAAUGUUAGGGUCACUCUACGUCAGAACAGGCCAGAACAUGCCUUACAUGCCAUUGGCUUCCAUAUUUAUCAGGUACCUGAUGGUGGCUCUUACUCCUCAUUGGCCACUAAUGUCACGUCUCCUGUGGUUAGCUGUGUUCCUCAUGCCCAUUCCCAAGAGGUCAGCGUGUUUUGCCAUUUAGAGCCGGGCGAGUACGCUAUAAUUCCCUCCACAUACCAGCCUGAUCUCAGCGCUCACUUCACGCUGACCUUAGCACGCAGGAUAUAUCGAAAAGCAAUGCAGAGUCAGGAGUGUUUGGGUCGUGCCAUUCAGGAGGUCUCCUGUAUCUCUGUGAUGAGACGGUAGUCUUGGGGAAGUGGAUCAGAUGUCCAUGCUUAGAUAGUGUGUGUGCUGGUUCUUUUCAUCUCGGACUAGAGAUGAAAGUCUUUUUAACACAUUGAAACUUUACAAUGAAU